CUCUGAUUGUCCACACCAAUAUGCCGAUGGAUACACAUGGAGCGUCACCGACGGGUGUCAUUAAACGUAUCCGCCAAGCCUGUGCCAAUUGCAGACGCCGAAAGAUAAAAUGUUCUGGACAACGACCUAUCUGCACCCACUGCCAUCAGAACCGACGCAGUUGCGUUUACGAGCCCUAUUCUAUGACAACGGUCAACGUCAGCAGGAGCGAUGCAUUGCCGCCUCCUGUCACGCCGAAUCCCGACCUAUUGCAGCGACUCUCGACAAUUGAGGCGGCCUUGAGCAGGCUCAGCCAAGGGAACGCCGAGCUUCAGACCCAGCUCGACCGUAUUCCUCCUCCCCACGUCCUACGAUCCCUCCUCGAUACAUAUUUCUCACGUGUCCACAACCGCCCAUACUCAUUCUUCCACCAAGCUUCUUUUGAACAGAGGCUAGAAAAUGAAAUCGUGCCCAAGUGUCUACUCUUUGCCAUGCUGGCCUUGGCCGUCCGCUUUUCAGAUGCCCCCUACUUUGCUGGAAGAAUCCACGACGCCGCGGCCGCUUACUCCCGCCAGUCAUGGCUCUGUGUGAUUGAGGAUCAUUUAAGUGUCGAUGAGAACCUCGACUUGUCGGUAAUUCAGACCGUCGCCUUGCUGGCUAUUGUUGACUAUACUGCGGGAAGAACCAGCUCUGGUUGGUUGCGACUAGGUCUCGCUAUUCGCCUUUCCCAAGACGCCGAUCUACAGUCCGAACCGCCAAUAUUCCUCCCAGCCACAGAACGCGAAGAGCGACGGAGAUCUUUCUGGUCGAUAUAUCUCGUAGACAGACUCAUGUCAUGCGCUCGCUCGCGGCCAGCAACCAUCUCGGAUCACGACUGCACCUUACAACUUCCUUGCGACGAGGAUGCAUUUCAAACAGCGGAGUGGAAGCAGAUGCCAACGUUGCAAGAAAUGCUGGACUGGAAUGUUGAUUUGGUCAAUCCCCCCAGCUUCUUCAGCCUGACAAUUGUGACUUCGUCAAUCCUCUCCCGUUGUGCAAGGACGACUCAUGGUCGGAGUAGAGCCGACAAUCUGCCACCUUGGGAUCCCCGAUCAGACUUUACGGCAACAAAUGCUUCUCUCAUAUUGCUUGAGUCAUAUCUGAAAGCCAGGAAGGAUUCUAUCCUGGAUCUUGUGUGCAACGGACCUCAGGGGGACGAAAGCAUCAAUGAGCACCAGAUUGGUCACCUAUUUUUUGCGCAUGUGCUCUUCCACCUCUGCCACUGUCUGCUAAACCACCCGUUUCUUCUACGACUUCGACUAAAACCCAUCGCCGCAAGGGCACCUAAAAGCUUUGUCUUGCGUGCUUCUCACUUGGCGCAGGAAAAUGCAAGACAGCUUACGACUUUAUUGGCGGCGACUUCUAAGGGCGGCAUUUCCCCCGACUCUUCCUUUUACACGUACUGCGCUGCUAUUGCCGCAGGAAUUCAUUGCCUAGCGUUAGGUUCACAGCAACAACUUGACUGUGUUGACCAAUACGACGCUCAGUUAUAUUUUGAUCAGACUAUGGGGGUGAUGGAAAGGCUUGCAAGCCGUUGGUUAAUUGCCAAAAACAUGUUAAACAAGCUCUAUGAACUCAACGCACAGUUAGGCGCGUACUCCUGUCUUCAUGACAGCCCAGGGUUGGGCGAUGUCUUGGACAUGCUAUUGGAGGACUUUCUUUGGUCGUUGGUCGACUAUGGAAGCUUGGCACGUGAAGUGCCGAAGAUUCAACCAGGGCCUGCAUCUUUCCUAUCGAAUCUACCCUCACCUUGUACCUGGGAUACCCUUGUCACCUAAAAAUAGCAUUAAACCUGGCUCAUGUCUGAGAAGGAACCCCAAGCGACAUGUUCAAGUACUAGGAUC
Messenger RNA from Ilyonectria robusta, 1862 nucleotides. RefSeq names its product fungal-specific transcription factor domain-containing protein. Gene Ontology annotation, molecular function: DNA-binding transcription factor activity, RNA polymerase II-specific; zinc ion binding; DNA binding. Gene Ontology annotation, cellular component: nucleus. The transcript is spliced from 6 exons. The coding region runs from base 21 to 1796 and encodes 591 amino acids. Gene Ontology annotation, biological process: regulation of DNA-templated transcription; DNA-templated transcription. Lineage: Eukaryota; Fungi; Ascomycota; Sordariomycetes; Hypocreales; Nectriaceae. The record is from RefSeq and is a predicted model, not a curated record.